CAUGGCUCUUACGGGGAAUGAGACCUCCGCUUGCCCCGAUUAUGUCCCCCAUUACCUCCUGGUGGGUGAUCCAUUUGCCUCCAAGCUGUCCAAGGAGGCUGACAUCGUGGCUGCCUUCUACAUCUGCAUCAUAGGGAUCCUGUCUGCCACAGGAAAUGGCUAUGUUAUAUACAUGACCAUCAAACGCAAGACAAAGCUAAGGCCGCCUGAGCUCAUGACAGUUAACUUAGCCAUCUUUGACUUUGGCAUAUCAGUCACAGGGAAACCGUUCUUUGUGGCGUCCAGUUUCUCCCACCGCUGGCUGUUUGGCUGGGAGGGCUGUCGUUUCUAUGGCUGGGCUGGCUUCUUCUUCGGUGUUGGCAGCCUCAUCACCAUGACCGUAGUUAGCCUAGACCGAUACCUCAAGAUCUGUCAUCUCAGAUACGGUACGUGGCUGAUGAGGCACCAUGCCUUCCUGUGUCUGGUGUUUGUCUGGCUCUACGCAGGCUUCUGGGCCACCAUGCCCCUGGUGGGCUGGGGCAGCUACGCUCCAGAGCCGUUUGGCACCUCCUGUACCCUGGACUGGUGGCUGGCCCAGACCUCCGUGGCGGGCCAGAGCUUCGUCAUGGCCAUCCUCUUCUUCUGCCUUAUCUUCCCCACCGGCAUCAUCGUCUUCUCCUAUGUUAUGAUAAUCUUCAAGGUCAACUCCUCAGCUAAAGAGAUCUCCCACUUUGACACCAGGAACAAGAACAGCCAUAGCCUGGAGUUGAAACUGACCAAGGUGGCGAUGUUGAUCUGUGCUGGUUUCUUGAUAGCGUGGAUCCCAUAUGCAGUGGUCUCAGUGGUGUCUGCGUUUGGCGAGCCCGACUCAGUGCCUAUCUCUGUCUCUGUGAUCCCCACUCUGCUGGCUAAGUCCUCUGCCAUGUACAACCCCAUCAUCUACCAAGUUAUUAACCUGAAACGCUCCUGUGCAAAAUCCUCCUGUUUCCAAGUCCUGAAGAAGUGUAGACAUUUUAAAAAGUCAAGGUUUUACACCAUUUCUGGCUCACUUAAAGACAGACCAUCCGUAAAAGAGUCUCACAGUGAAAUGUGAGAAAAAGACAGUGAUUCUCUCCUGUGAAAUGACUCUUGGUCUUUCCCCUCACCAGUCCAAUCACAACCCUGCUAUCAACUGUUAAGACAUUGACCACUGCUCACCACCCAGACCUACGCAACCCAGUCUUGCUGUAUCUAUGUUCCUGCUCCAAACAGCUCUCUGUACUCUCCUACCUCAUGUCCCUCUCUGUGUUUAUAGCUCAAGGCUGUGACCAAGAUGUUUUUUUUUACACUUUAUACAGAUUAUUUUGUAUUGUGUACUCGUGCACCUGUGACUUGCAUAGUUUGAAGAUAUUUAAACUUUUAUGUGCACCUGUAAGAUCUAAAGCGCUGUUCAGAAAGAGGUAUGAUAUACUCUAAAGAGAGCUGGAGGGACUGUG
Molecule: messenger RNA, 1454 nt
Organism: Salvelinus namaycush (lake trout)
Lineage: Eukaryota; Metazoa; Chordata; Actinopteri; Salmoniformes; Salmonidae
Product: opsin-5-like
Exons: 6
Coding region: 2-1072 (356 amino acids)
Biological process (GO): visual perception; G protein-coupled receptor signaling pathway
Cellular component (GO): membrane
Molecular function (GO): G protein-coupled receptor activity
Source: RefSeq, a predicted model, not a curated record